Acanthopagrus latus (yellowfin seabream) is the source of this 2696-nucleotide messenger RNA. It is a transcript of the gene hsp90aa1.1, whose product is annotated as heat shock protein 90, alpha (cytosolic), class A member 1, tandem duplicate 1. Gene Ontology annotation, cellular component: plasma membrane; myelin sheath; protein-containing complex. Gene Ontology annotation, biological process: protein stabilization; protein folding; cellular response to heat. Gene Ontology annotation, molecular function: disordered domain specific binding; ATP-dependent protein folding chaperone; ATP hydrolysis activity. The transcript is spliced from 11 exons. NCBI's taxonomy places the organism in Eukaryota, Metazoa, Chordata, Actinopteri, Spariformes, Sparidae. Bases 195 to 2369 code for a protein of 724 amino acids. The record is from RefSeq and is a predicted model, not a curated record.
CCCUUAAGUAUAAAAAGACAGCGGCCUGUCCUGAGACUCUGCAGAGAAACGAUAACCACUUGGACUCACCAAGAGAGACUUACUGCCCACAGGAGCAGCAGCAGCUGAAGCCCACAUUCGGAGCUCUUCAGGAAUAGAAGCUCAGAGCUACAUUUGAAAACUAUCUUCAAGAAGCAAAAGAAAGGAUAUUCAAGAUGCCUGAGAAAGCUGGACACGUCAUGGAGGAGGAUGUGGAGACCUUCGCCUUCCAGGCUGAGAUUGCUCAGCUUAUGUCCCUUAUUAUCAACACCUUCUACUCCAACAAAGAGAUCUUCCUUAGGGAGCUUAUCUCUAACUCCUCAGAUGCCUUGGACAAAAUCAGAUAUGAAAGCCUGACAGACCCCAGCAGGCUUGAGUCCUGCAAGGAACUGAAGAUUGAAAUCAGGCCUGACCUGCACGCUCGCACACUGACCCUGAUUGACACAGGUAUUGGCAUGACAAAGGCUGACCUGAUCAAUAACCUGGGCACAAUCGCCAAGUCCGGCACCAAGGCUUUCAUGGAGGCCUUGCAGGCUGGAGCUGACAUCUCCAUGAUCGGUCAGUUUGGUGUUGGUUUCUACUCUGCCUACCUUGUGGCUGACAAGGUUACGGUCAUCACCAAGCACAAUGAUGACGAGCAGUACAUCUGGGAGUCGGCAGCUGGAGGGUCAUUCACAGUCAAACCUGACAUGGGAGAGUCCAUCGGCAGAGGCACAAAAGUAGUCCUUCACCUCAAAGAAGAUCAGACAGAAUACUGUGAGGAGAAGCGCAUCAAGGAAGUUGUGAAGAAGCACUCACAGUUCAUCGGCUACCCUAUCACACUCUACGUGGAGAAGACCAGGGAGAAAGACGUGGACCUUGAUGAGGGAGAGAAGGAGGAAGAAGUUGAGAAAGACGCCGCCGAGGACAAGGACAAACCUAAGAUUGAGGAUGUGGGCUCCGACGAGGAUGAGGACACAAAGGAAAGCAAGAACAAGAGGAAGAAGAAGGUCAAGGAGAAGUACAUCGACGCUCAGGAGUUGAACAAAACCAAACCAAUCUGGACCCGUAACCCUGAUGACAUCACCAAUGAAGAGUACGGAGAGUUCUACAAGAGUCUCACCAACGACUGGGAGGACCACCUGGCUGUCAAGCAUUUCUCAGUGGAGGGUCAGCUGGAGUUCCGCGCCUUGCUCUUCGUCCCCAGAAGGGCUGCAUUCGAUCUCUUUGAGAACAAAAAGAAGAAGAACAACAUCAAGCUGUACGUGCGCAGGGUCUUCAUCAUGGACAACUGUGAAGAACUGAUUCCAGAGUACCUCAAUUUCAUCAAGGGUGUGGUGGACUCUGAGGAUCUGCCCCUGAACAUCUCCAGAGAGAUGCUGCAGCAGAGCAAGAUCCUGAAGGUCAUCCGCAAGAACCUGGUCAAGAAGUGCCUGGAACUCUUCACUGAACUGUCCGAGGACAAGGACAACUACAAGAAGUACUACGAGCAGUUCUCCAAGAACAUCAAGCUUGGCAUCCAUGAAGACUCUCAGAACAGGAAGAAGUUGUCUGAUCUGCUUCGCUACUACACCUCCGCCUCUGGAGAUGAGAUGGUUUCCCUGAAGGACUAUGUUUCUCGCAUGAAGGACAAUCAGAAGCACAUCUACUACAUCACAGGUGAGACCAAAGACCAGGUGGCUAACUCCGCCUUCGUGGAGCGCCUUCGCAAAGCCGGCCUUGAGGUCAUUUACAUGAUUGAGCCCAUCGAUGAGUACUGCGUCCAGCAGCUGAAGGAGUAUGAUGGCAAGAACCUGGUUUCAGUGACCAAGGAAGGCCUGGAGCUGCCUGAAGAUGACGACGAGAAGAAGAAGCUGGAUGAGCUCAAGAAUAAAUUUGAAAACCUUUGCAAGAUCAUGAAGGACAUCCUUGACAAGAAGAUUGAAAAGGUCACAGUCUCCAACCGCUUGGUGGCUUCCCCCUGCUGCAUCGUCACCAGCACCUACGGCUGGACAGCCAACAUGGAGAGGAUCAUGAAGUCUCAGGCCCUGAGAGAUAACUCCACCAUGGGCUACAUGACGGCUAAGAAACACCUUGAGAUUAACCCUCUGCAUCCAAUCGUUGAGACCUUGAGGGUGAAGGCUGAGGCUGACAAGAACGAUAAGGCUGUGAAGGACCUGGUUAUCCUCCUGUUCGAGACUGCGCUGCUGUCUUCAGGAUUCACACUGGAAGACCCUCAGACGCAUGCGAACCGCAUCUACAGAAUGAUCAAGCUGGGUCUUGGCAUUGAUGACGACGAUUCUGCAGUUGAGGACCUCAUUCAGCCUGCUGAGGAAGAUAUGCCAGUCCUGGAGGGAGACGACGACACAUCAAGAAUGGAGGAAGUUGACUAAACACUUAGUAGCCUACAAUCUUUCCUGCUUUAUUCAUUUUUAUUUUUGUAAGAUGUAUUGCUUCUUCAAAUCGACAUUUCAUUCUAACACAACCUUCAUCUUCAUCAAACAGUAUUAACUGGUCAACAGAAGUUAAUUAAUGGAAUUAAUGUAGGCCACAAUGUGGCUUAGUCUAAAUCAUAUAAGCUGCUUGGAUAAAACUACUGACAAUAAAUUAAGAGUGAUAUAAAGCCACGGGGAAUUUGGCUUAUGUCUCUUUUUGUAACUGUUACAUUUUUUCUAAGAAAUGUAUUCAAAAUUUGUAAUAAAAUCUAUUUAGAAAUCAAA